UAUACACACGCUCAAGCGAUGUACUGCGACUUUCAUCUCAAGUAAAGGAGUAAAUCAUUAAGUGACAACAUGCUGUUAACCACCAGUGUAAUACUAUGGCUGAUAGCCAUGGCUUUGCUACUCUACCGUUGUGUACGUUUUCUAUUUGAUCGACCCCCAAAUUUUCCCAGUGGACCACCACGGCUGCCGCUUCUCGGUGGAUACGCUAUAAUGCUGAUGAUCAACUAUUGGCACUUGCACAAGGCAGCCCAAAAGUUAUGUGAGUUCUACCGGACAAAGAUCCUGGGCAUUUACCUGGGUGAUUUCCCUUCAAUUAUUGUGACUGACAUGGAAGUGGUCAAGGAGAUUCUAAGCAGAACUGAAUUCGACGGUCGAUCGGAUAUGUUCCUUGCACGUCUACGAGAACAAAAUUUUUUAAGCAGAGGGAUAUUCUUUACACAAGGACCGCAUUGGAAAGAACAGCGCCGUUUUGUUCUACGUCAUUUGCGUGAUUACGGAUUUGGUAGACGAUUCCUAGAUCUCGAGGCUGAAACUGAAAGUGAAAUUUUAAAUUUGAUAGACAUGCUUCAUUACGGUGCAAAAUUUGAACAUGAGAAACAGAUUUUUAGUGAUGGUUGUGCGAAAUGCCCAGAUGUAUUUUAUGGUUGUUUGGCAAACGUGUAUUUCCAAGUAAUUUGCGGUGAACGUUUUUCGCGAAAAGAUAUGGGAGGUUUGUUUGAAACCGGUCGUUACGCUCUCAAUUUCCAGCAAAAAGGAGACGAUUACGGAACAGUGCUGAGCUAUCUUCCUUGGUUGAAGGACUUUUUCCCAGAAGCAACCAACUACCGGAUAAUGCGUGAGGCAAACCUGAAAGUGAAUAAACUACUGGAAUCUGUAUUAGAAAAGUAUAUAAAUUCCUACGAUGAAUCCCAUAUUCGAUGUUUCUUAGAUCGCUAUAUUCAGGAAAUGAAAAAAUCAACACCGCUCGAAGGACAAAACUUUACAUUUCAAUACGAUCAAUUAGUGAUGAUACUGUGGGACCUGCUGAUACCAACCAUGUCAGGAGCGGCUAUUCAGCUCUCGAUGUUAUUGGAACGUAUUCUCCUGAAUCCCCAUGUUGGAGCUAAAGUGCGACAUGAGUUGGAUGACGUUGUCGGUCGUGGACGUCUACCAUCUCUGGAUGAUCGUGUCCAGCUUCCAUAUACGGAAGCCACUUUACGCGAAGCUCUCCGAAUCGACACGCUGGUUCCAUCAGGGAUUGCUCACGUGGCGCUUGAAGAUACAAAACUUCGUGGAUACGACAUUCCCAAAGGAACAUUCGUUGUACUGGGCUUAGAUACUAUUCAUCAUCAGACAAAUGUGUGGGGUGAUCCAGAAAAUUUUCGACCAGAGCGUUUUCUUUGUGAACGCGGUAGUCUUCAGCUAUCGAAAGAUAUUACUGUACCCUUCGGGGCGGGAAAGCGGCUAUGCGCAGGUGAAACUUUUUCUCGUAAUACACUUUUCUUGAUGUUUACUGCUAUUAUGCAAAACUUUGAUAUUGAAUAUAAAUUGGGUGACCCAUCACCGAAGCUAAACAAACGUAUAACCGGAGUUGUUACAUCAACAGAUCCAUUUUGGCUCAGUUUCAAGCCCAGGUAAAACCCAAAUAGAAGAUUUUUUUCUCCAUGUAAGCAAAAUGGUACAAAAUAACGUUAAAGUUAAUAAAACAACUGUUGUAAAUCAUAAGAUAUACAAUUCCAGAUAUUCUAUAGAUUUAUAACUAUUUUUUACUUAAGGUUUUCAAUCUUUUAGAUAUUUGAUUUAGAAACGUUGAAUACGUAUUUAUACGGUUUCGGUAUGCAGCGUGAACUCCGUACAUACUAGAGAUAGGGAACAAAUAUUUUGAAAUAAAAAAGCCUCAUUUAAUCCACCUAGUAGUGAAAGGAACCUUUGUUAUAUG
Sabethes cyaneus is the source of this 1918-nucleotide messenger RNA. Its product is annotated as probable cytochrome P450 304a1. The transcript has 3 exons. The coding region runs from base 70 to 1617 and encodes 515 amino acids. The record is from RefSeq and is a predicted model, not a curated record. NCBI's taxonomy places the organism in Eukaryota, Metazoa, Arthropoda, Insecta, Diptera, Culicidae. Gene Ontology annotation, molecular function: oxidoreductase activity, acting on paired donors, with incorporation or reduction of molecular oxygen; heme binding; monooxygenase activity.